AUUGAUUUCUUGAAGCAUCAUUCUAUCUUCUUAAUUUUCUUUUAUAAAAGAAAAUAAAAUAAAAAUCUUACAUUGAAAUUAACCCAUAUUUAAGUACAUGUUCACUAGUCUUAAAACUUGCCCCAUUUUAUCUAUCUCUCUCUCUCCCCCAUCCAAUUGUUUUCCUUUGAGAAACAUGAAAUCCCAAAACAGGAAACCAUACAGGAAUUUCUCCAUCAUUCUCUCUGCUUAAACACAGAAUAUCCAAAUGGUCCUUCUUUGAACCCUUUCCCCUGUUUAAUUCGUGGACUUAUAGUUAGUUUGUGUUAGAUGGAUCUUGAAAUUGUGGGGUUUGAUGCUCUUCUGGGCUCUGAAACAACCGCCUACCUUUCUUCUUCUUCUUCUUCUAUCCCCACAUCAGAUUCCGACCAAAAACAAAGACUUCAUGGAUCUGGCUGGAACCUCCCCAAACAUUAUUCACAAGACUUCUCUCUGAGAUCCACCAUUAAUGGAGGAAACUCUAUCAUCUCUGAAAAUGGUCAGCAAAUGCUCAGCUUUUCCUCCCCUACCUCGCAGAUGCCUCCAUCAGCCUAUGGAUAUGGAGGACUAUUUAAUAGGAUGAGAGGACCAUUCACUCAGUCACAGUGGAUGGAAUUGGAAAAUCAAGCUUUGAUUUAUAAGUAUAUCAAUGCUAAUGCACCUGUUCCUUCAAAUCUGCUUAUUCCCAUCAUAAAAGCCUCACAUUAUGCUCAUUUUCCUCCUUUCUCAGUUGGGUGGGCUCCUUUCCAUUUGAGAUUCUCUAACAGCACUGACCCUGAGCCUGGAAGGUGUCGUCGAACCGAUGGCAAGAAAUGGAGGUGUGCAAAGGAUGCAGUCCCCGAUCAGAAAUAUUGUGAGCGGCAUAUGAACCGUGGCCGCCACCGUUCAAGAAAGCCUGUGGAAAACCAAACGGGCCAUUCCGUCUCCACCGCCGCCGCCUCCAAGAUGGUGGUUCCGACGGCGGUGCCAGCAGACGGUCUGAGCCUCUCCCAGCCUGGUGGGGCCCACCGCUGUCCUUCGUCGAGUAAUGGCAACAGGGUAUUUUUGAACAGAGAAAACAACAAACUUCAGGAUUCCUUUAGUCAAUCCACUAUAUACCCAUCUUCCAAUUUGAAACAGACCCAAUUCUUAGACGACCCUAAUCAACAAACCCUUUGUUGUUCUCCAACAACUUACGGUUCGUCAUAUCACAACAUCAAUGGAAAGGAUCAAUAUGGGCUGAAGAGCGACGAUAUUCAGCACGAGAGAACUCAACUCUCGAUAUCCAUUCCUGUAACAUCAGACUUCAUGUCCAAAGAGCCAUCAACAAAAAUGGGAUUGGGAGUUGGCCUCAUGGAAAAUGAAACCAGCAGCCAAAAGCAAGCCAGUUGGAUACCUGUUUCAUGGGGAAGUAAUAAUGCUAAUUCUAUUGGGGGACCUCUAGGGGAGGUUUUGAACAAGACCAAUAGACAUUCAUCGGCUUUAGAUCUUAUGUCUGUUCACCAAUAGGAGAAUAGCCAUCGCCUUGGCUCUUCGCCAACCGGGGUACUGAGCGGUUCCGUUUGGUACGGUUUCUAAUAGUAGUUGUGGGAGCAGUCUGAGAACAGAGAGCCAUAACAUUUAAAACUGAAAAAACUUUUGGAUUCAAUCUAGUUUCUGGCUUGAUCUUGAUUUCGUAGUUCAUUUACUGUUUUUUUAGUCUAAUUGUGUAUCUAAUAUAGUGUUGGUUAUCUUGAUGUGUAUGGAAAUAUUAUUUAGUAGUUGUUUGAUUUUGUAUUAUGAA
This is a messenger RNA of Impatiens glandulifera, 1780 nucleotides long. Its product is annotated as growth-regulating factor 2-like. The coding region runs from base 310 to 1506 and encodes 398 amino acids. Gene Ontology annotation, biological process: regulation of DNA-templated transcription; developmental process; DNA-templated transcription. NCBI's taxonomy places the organism in Eukaryota, Viridiplantae, Streptophyta, Magnoliopsida, Ericales, Balsaminaceae. Gene Ontology annotation, cellular component: nucleus. The transcript is spliced from 4 exons. Gene Ontology annotation, molecular function: ATP binding. The record is from RefSeq and is a predicted model, not a curated record.